ACACAAACCUGGCUGAAGAGUCAAAAGAAAAAGCCAUGGCUACUCCCUUCAAGUACUUGUUGCUCUUCACCGGCUUCUCAGCCUGUGCUCAGUUUGACUCCGGCGCACUGGCAGCCUUCGAGAAGUACUUGACGACUGAGCUGGGACUCAGCACUUCUCAUGUGGGCUUCAUCAAUGCCAUGGAGUACAUCAUGCUGCCCCUUGCGUCUCCUUUGAUCCCUCUCCUGCUGCGCUGCUGGCACGUGAAGGCAGUGCUCCUCGUAUGUGUGGUGGGCAACAUGGUGGGCGUCUUGGGCCUAGCCUUUGCGCCCGUCAUCGAGGAGGCGCAACUGCUGCCAUUCCUCGUUGUCUCCAGGACUUUGUCGGGGAUGUGCCACGCGGGCAUCGCGGUCUACGGCAGCGUGUGGGUGGAUCUCUAUGCGCCGAAGGAAUCUGCGACCUCCUGGCUGGGGGCCAUGCAGGCAAGCUCACUGGUCGGCCUCGUCGUUGGCUACAGCAUCGCAGGCUACUGGGGGCAGUGGGAGCGAGUCUUCUACCUCAACCUCUUGUGGUUCGCCGGGGUUUUCCUCGCUCUCUUCAUCACUCCGGGGGACUUCUUGGCGAGCGCUUCCAGGAGGCGCGCUCGCAGCGGCGAGGUGCGGCUCUCCUUUGUGUCGGUGCCCUCGGGCAGCUUUGUGGCUGCCCCCAUGGAGAGCCUGGAGGAGGAACAGCCUUUGGCCUCGCCCAGCGGCGAGUUCGCGCAGAUGUCAGUACAGCCAUCCUUCCAGUCGCGCCAGGUGCGGAGGGCAUCGGCGGAAGCGGAGGAGCACCUGCCGCUGUAUUUCCUUAUGGCCACUUGCGUGUCCUCGCUCUUCUUUGUGUCCGGCGGGUUGCAAUUCUGGGCGACGCCUUACAUGCAGCAGCUCUGGUUGGGCGACGCCAAGUGCUCUCCCGAGAUGUUGGAGUCAGCGCAACAUCUUGUGGUCACCUUGGUCGCCUCCACCACGUUGACGGCCCCGACCUUUGGCGUGUUCCUGGGCGGGAGCGCGGUGGAUCGGGCCGGGGGCUACAAGGGCGCCGCUGCGCGACGCUGUGUGCAGCUGUUGGCAGGAGGCGCCGCCUUGGCCAUGCUUUUUGGCGUCCUGGCCUGCUUCUGCAAGCAAUUCUGGGUGGCGGUUGCCUCCUUCUGGGUGUUCAACAUGCUCGGCGCCGCGCUGAUGCCCGGCGCCUUCGGGCUGAUGCUGGCGGCGGUGCGCCCGGACCGCCGCUCCGCCGCCUCCGCGGGGGCGCAGGUGCCCAUCAACCUGCUGGGCAUGGCAGGGGGAGCAUUUAUUCCUGGCUGGAUGGCUGGAUGCCAGCCAGACGCAGGGGAAGCAUGUAGUUCAGGCUGCAACUACGCAGUUGGCCUGAGAUCCUUGUUGUUUGGUCCGGCAGUGGGAUUUGCAGCGCUGGCGCUUGCCCUGGCCUACCUGAACAAGGCCGCUUCAAGAUCCUCCGAGACUAUCCAGCAGGAGCUGAGCGUCGACGUUCGAUCACGAAGCAACACUGCAGCAAGUGCCGCCACGCACGCCAGCUCAGCAAGUCGACCGAGUCGCGCAACCAUCACCUCGCCCAACACAAUGAUGCUGGGCAUCAUUGACCAGGUGGAUGGCAAGGCGGGGACAACGAUAUUGCACCUGGACAAGGCGAUGUCCUUUGCAGAGCUUCUGGCCAGAUGUGCAAACAGCACUGGCACCGCGGUGCGGCGGCUCUUCUCGGAGGACGGCAAGACAGAGAUCUUCAGCCUGCAGGACCUGAAGCGGAUCUACGAGAACCGCGAGGAGAGCGGCAGCCAGGUGCGCCGGGCGACGGAUCAAGGGAUGAAGAUCGAUCUGGAGGUAGUGAGUACAGAUGGCUCGAACUUCAAAUGGAAGUGGGGAAGCGACCAUGCGCAUUACAGUUUUGGUGAUCUCCUCAUUCGUCCGCUGUGGCGCAGUCUGACUGGCUCCAGACAAGCCAGGAGCGCGCGCCACCCUCCACAGCCGCCAGUUUUACCGACCACUGGAAACUUGAAGGACUGUUUGCCGGAUCUUUGGGUCCAGUGCUUCGGCCUGGUGGAGAGGUAUGGGCCUCUGGUGAAGCUUCGCAUAUUUGAUGACGUGGUCUAUGUUUGUGCUGACCCAGAGGUGGUGGACAUUGUGAAUCAGAUCCCGGACAAGCGCUUGCCAAAAGAGGUGUUCGGGUGCAAGGCUGUUGCCGGCCAAGGGGUCUUCAUUGCAGACGGCCAGCGCUGGGAGUUCGGGCGACAUGCGCUGCAGGAAAACCACUGGAAGUCUGGUCACAGCUGCGAAUUCCCUUCUGAAGCUUGGCGCCCCGCGCAGGCGCAGCUGACGCCAGAGGCCAUUGACUCCCUGGUGCCCAUUUUCGCGGGGAAGUGCCUCAAGCUGCAGGAAAUCAUAGCUGCAAACGCUGACAACAUCGAUAUGUUUGCCUGGGUGGAGAAGGUGACCAUGGACGUGAUCUGCGACGUGGGCUUCGGACACAACCUGAAGUGCAUGGAGUCCCCGGAGAUGCCUGAACUCCUACCUCUUUUCGAUGAAGUGAUCGAAGCAAGCAUCAAUACGAGCUUGUACGGCGCAUUCGAUGUUCUGGGCACGAGGAAGCGAUGGUUUGAGGGUCAGCUGUCGAAGUUGGACGGCAUGUUGGACGAGAUCAUCGAAGCGGUGAGGGAAGGAAAGCACACUGGCUCUUCCAACAGUCUGCUCCACCACCUCUGCGCAGCCAAGUGCCCGCUGACCGCGCGAGGCUUCACCCAGAGCGAGCUUCGAGACCAGCUGCUGACCAUGUUGGUUGCGGGGCACAAGACCACGACACUGUUGCUGACGUGGGGCCUGUACCACAUCGCCAGAAGUGCUCGGGUGGAGAAGAAGCUCUUUGCAGAGCUGCGCCAGGUCUUCGAGGGUGAUCUGACCCGGCCACCCACCGGGGAGGACCUGAGGCGUUUGAAGUACAUGGACAUGGUGGUGCGCGAGACGUUGCGCUUGUGCGCUCCAGUGCAGGUGGCCCAGCGCGGGCUGACCCAGCCCGUGCAAUGUGGGGAGUACACGCUGCUGCCUGGAGGCCACAGCGGACGAGGCAAUUCCUGGGUGGCCAUUCACAUUAUGGGUAUCUCCCGAAGCAAGAAGUACUGGGGCGAGGAUGCUUUGGAGUUUAUUCCAGAGCGCUUCGAGCCAGCAAAGAUGGCAAAGUUCCAUCCGUUUCAGUUCAUACCGUUUGGCGGUGGCAGGAGGCUUUGCAUAGGCAACCUCUUCGCCAUCACGCAGGCAAAGACUCUGCUAUGCUUGAUACUGAGGAAGUUCUACGUUCGAACCAUCCCGGAGAAGCCCGUCCAGAUUGAUCCCAAGGACAUUGCUACCCCAUUGCCGGCCAGCAGGGGCGGCGGGGUUUGGCUGCAGUUCACCGGCCGGGACGAUGGAUUGGAGCCAGAGGAAGUGGCCGAGCCUCCCACCUUGGGCAACAUGGCAAAGUCCUUUCUGGACGAGGGAGGAGCAGACAGAGGCUCUGUUUACCCACGCCGUUCGUCGGGAUGUUGGAAUUUCAGCGGCCCCAAACCUCCGCUGCUCAUUCUGUGGGGCGGCCAAUUCGGCACCACUCAGAGCGCUGCCCAAGACCUGGCCAAAUCGGCCCAGCAGCGAAACUUCGAGGUGGAGGUCAAGGCCAUGGACGAGGUGAAGCCGUCAGAGCUGCUGGCUGGCCUGAAGGUUAAGGAUGAACAGCCGGUGGUGCUGAUUUUGAUCGCCACAUACAACGGCCACCCGCCAGAGAACGCUGCGGCAUUCUGCAAAGCGCUGGAAGAAGUGCCCCCUUCUGACAAAAGUGCCGACAUCAACUUUGCGGUGCUCGGCGUUGGCAACUCCAACUGGAUUUCCACCUACAUCAAGGUGGCCAAGGAGGUCGACAAGCACAUGGCUCGCGCUGGUGCGCGCCGAUUCCUCCCCUUGGAGGUGGCUGACAAGAACGACUGCUUCGAGAAGUCCGUGCGGUCCUGGCGCCAGGCUGUCCUCUCCACUUUCGCGAACUCACCGGAGGAUUUUGUCCAGGAGCAGAUUGCGGCAGCAGCGGAGCAGAUUGCAGAGGUGAUUCCCGAGACGUUGGAGCUGGCGCCUUCAAGCAAGCCGCCAACCUCAAUGUCAGAGCACUUUGUGACGAGUCUCGGGUACGAGUCCUGCAAGAUCUCCUCGAAUGAGGAGCUCUGCCAGCGCGCGGAGGACGCGGAGGCCCCGUCGGUGCGGCAGAUCCGCGUGGCAUCUGCCGGCGCCUACUGCUGCGGGGAUCAUUUGGAGGUGAGGCCCAGGAACUCCGCGGCUCAGGUGGAGCGCGCCUGCCGGCGCCUCGCCUGCCAAGCGGAGAGUGUGGUGGUGGCGUCUGACAGCGAGGAGCUGCCUAGUGACCCACUGUCCAUGGGUGACAUCUUGGCGUAUCACGUGGACCUUUCAGCUUUGCCGUCGCAAGAGACGCUGGCCUCACUGGCGCAGUAUGCUACCAAGAGCCAAGAGGCAACAAGCUUGCGCCAGCUGGCCACGAUCAAAGAAGACUCAGCGUAUGAUGAGUGGUGCGAGCGAUGCCUGUCACUGCUGGACGUUUUAGACGAGUUUCGGUCUGUCAGCAUUGGCUUCUCCAGAUUUGUGGAGGUUGCUCCCAAGAUCAAGCCGCGUCUGUACUCCAUCGCUUCCUCCCCGCUGGCGCGGGGCACGGAUGCGGAGCUGUGCUGCCGAGUCGCGAAAUACCAGGCCUGCGCAUCGGCCCUUCCAGAGGUGCGGAGCGGCUUGUGCUCUUCCAUGCUGGCCUCGGCCACAGAGGUGAUUUGCAAGAUCAAGGAGGCCCCGCACAUGCGCUUGCCGAAGGAUCCCAGCACGCCCAUCGCCUGCGUUUGCGGAGGUACAGGUUUGGCGCCCUUCUAUGGAUUCCUGCAGGAGCGGGAGCAGUGCAGGAAGCAGGGCACCGCGAGUGGCCUGGUGCAGCUCUACUUUGGUUGCCGCAACGAGGAGGACUUCCUGCACCAAGCGCAGCUGCAGCGGUGGCACGCGGAGGGUCUUCUGUCUCUGAAGGUGUCCUUCUCUCGGCCCAGAGACCCGGCCUUGAAGGAGUAUGUCUAUCAUGCUCUGCGCCGCGAUGCGGAGGCCGUCCUGGAGCUGCUUUCGGAGGAUGGGCUGGGGUGUUUGUACGUCUGCGGCUCCGCGUCCACGCUGGCCAAAGACGUGACCAACGUACUGGUGGACUUGCUGAGCCAACAUGGGGACGCCACCGUUGGCUUUGCUCGGCUCGACGGCCUGCAAGAGAAGGGCCGGGUGAUCUUCGACGUUUGGGGCUAGAUGCGCUUACGUUUCUUCCUAGCCGGCGUUUUUGAGCUGGGUGGCGAAGCCAGCCAAUCGGCAGCCAUCGGCAGCCACACGUAAUCAGUUUCCAGGUUCUUUGCAGGUGUUUGGCCGUGCCUGGAUCCCUCAGGGACCCGACUGUUCCGUGCAUUGAUUUUAUGAC
Molecule: messenger RNA, 5496 nt
Organism: Effrenium voratum
Lineage: Eukaryota; Dinophyceae; Suessiales; Symbiodiniaceae
Source: the annotation of a GenBank genome assembly